AUGAAAUUUCAGAGUUUUUUCUUGACGAGAAUAUCAGAGGCACUACUGUCGCAUUGUGGAAGCGAGCAACUGAUAAUUGGAUCUGAGCCUGUGAUGAUCCAGAGUCCCGCCUUUCCAGAAUAUUUUCCUGUGCAGUCGCAGUGCCAAUGGCAAGUCACGUCUUCGGAAAAUCUGAAGAUUAGUUUUAUGAACUGGGACAUGCCCGUAGAGCGGGACAUAUGUCGAAGCGUAAAUUUAAUGAUCACUGCGAAUGGAAAGUCCGCCAGGCUAUGCUCAGAUAACCCCUCAGAGAUUAUCAUCGAAAGAACACAGCUCUCUUUUUUGUUAAUAAGCGACAUCGUCCGUCGCAACUCUUCCAUUCUUCCUCCUUCUUACCGAUUUAAAGUCGAGCUCUCGUCAACUAUCGAGAUGCCUAACACGCUUAUUGAGAACAUCGACGACUACGGGGAUCUUCUCUGGCCGGAUAAGCCUAGUUACAGGACGCGUGUUGGAUACGGAGCAGAGCGCGGGAACUGGUCUGGCUUUCAUCGCGAAGCUUUCGUUUCUUUCGCUAAAAUAGGCCCGACGGCUUCGCCAACGCCGAAUAGCACGAGCUCGCACAAUCCCUGGCAUGAGGAUGCUUUGCCCAACAAUGAAAAUAAAGAGAUGAAAGAGAGAAUCCAGUGGGUAGAGCUUGGAGUCGGAACAGGAAAUAGGAGCGAGCCUUUACACAGUACCUCGUGCGAUAAACAAAAUGGCCACUCCUCUAACUAUCAAUUCUGA
Molecule: messenger RNA, 762 nt
Organism: Oikopleura dioica
Lineage: Eukaryota; Metazoa; Chordata; Appendicularia; Copelata; Oikopleuridae
Source: the annotation of a GenBank genome assembly